CAGCACUUUUAUUGCAUAAUAAAGAAUAGAAAAUAAAAAAGACAAUCCCAACGGCCAACCAGAACGACGCACAAUUCUCCUUCCAAAUCUUGUCUCUUCCUCAUUCUGCCGUCCGCUGAACCAUAAUAUGAGAGAGAAAAAAAAAGCCUCUAGUCUACUACCGCAUUUCAUCAGUCUCACUUUCUCAGAGUUCAAAAUUUGCGUGACCUCUGAUUCUCUACAUCUUCUCUUUGAUCAGCCAUGUCCAUCUCCUCCAUCGCAGCAUUCGGUUCGGGCCUCGCCCUACUUCGCCGCGCCGGAAAUGAUGUUCCCGAGGACUUGUUCGCGCGUUUCCCGAACUUGUUGAGAUCUGACUCUGAAUUAAGAGCUGCUUGUUUUACGAUUGCGAGGACGCGGUUCCGUAGUGGUGUUAGUGUUAUUGGAGUUCCACGCGCCGUCGCGGAGGCGGCGGUGGUUGAGCCAGACGGGGAAAGGAAAGAGAAAGGUGGAAUUCUGCGAGUUGGAGUCGUCUGCGGAGGUCCUUCCGCAGAGCGAGGGAUUUCUCUUAACUCAGCGAGAUCAGUUAUUGAUCACAUACAGGGUGAUGAUUUGCACGUCAGUUGCUACUACAUUGAUUGUGAUUAUAAUGCGUAUGCAAUAUCAUCUGCUCAGGUAUACUCAAACACUCCAUCAGAUUUUGACUUUAAACUUGAAAGCCUUGCCCAAGGUUUCCAGUCUUUGUCUGAUUUUGCUGAACAUCUAGCUGCCUCAGUGGACAUAGUAUUCCCUGUUAUACACGGUCAAUUUGGUGAAGAUGGUGGGAUUCAGGAGUUGCUGGAAAAAUAUAAUGUUCCUUUUGUUGGCACAGGUUCGACUGAGUGUCGUCAGGCAUUUGAUAAAUACAAUGCCUCAUUGGAACUCAGCAGACAAGGCUUUGUCACAGUACCUAGUUAUUUAGUGCAGAACGGUGAAGCAAAUGAAUAUGAACUGUCAGAGUGGUUUGCAAGAAAUCAGCUGGACGCUAAUUCAGGGAAAGUUGUGGUAAAACCAGCACGAGCAGGUUCAAGCCUUGGUGUUAAAGUUGCAUAUGGUGUGGAUGAUUCUCUUAAGAAGGCUGAGGCAAUUAUAUCAGAGGGAAUUGACAAUAAAGUCCUAAUUGAAGUAUUUCUUGAAGGGGGGAGUGAAUUUACAGCAAUUGUUCUUGAUGUUGGGUCUGGUUUAGAUUGCCAACCUGUUGUACUUCUGCCAACUGAGGUGGAGCUUCAAUUCCACGGUAAAGUUGAUGUGAGAGAGAAGGAUGCAAUUUUCAACUAUAGGAGGAAGUAUCUCCCAACACAGCAGGUUGCUUAUCAUACGCCACCCCGUUUUCCUAUUGAUGUUAUUGAAACUAUUAGAGAGGGAGCAUCACUAUUGUUCCAGCGACUAGGUUUACGUGAUUUUGCACGAAUUGAUGGGUGGUUUUUGCCUAAUUCUGUUAGCGUAUCAUCAUUUUCAGAAAGUAAUUUUGGGAAGACUAAAUUCGGUACAAUAGUAUUUACUGACAUAAACUUGAUUAGUGGAAUGGAGCAGACCAGCUUUUUAUUUCAACAAGCUUCCAAGGUUGGGUUUUCCCAUUCCAACAUUCUUCGGAGCAUCAUUUACCGUGCCUGCUCACGGUUUCUUGAGUUUGCAUCAUUCAAAAGUGUAUCUCAUUUUUUUCCUAGAAGAACAAAACCAUCCCUGCUUAGUGAGGCACUUCCAAAACGUGAAGGUGUUCGCAAAGUUUUAGUCAUUUUUGGAGGAGACACAUCAGAGCGGCAAGUAUCUCUUAUGAGUGGUACAAAUGUUUGGCUCAAUUUGCAAGCUUUUGAUGAUCUUGAAGUGAUUCCGUGUUUGCUUGCUCCUACUUCUGGAUAUUCAGUUAUUAUAGAUUCAAACGAAAAGGAAGUUGAAGUAAGCUCCAGGACAGUUUGGUCACUUCCCUAUUCUCUUAUUCUAAGACACACAACAGAGGAAGUUCUUGCUGCAUGCAUAGAAGCCAUUGAACCAGCCCGGGCUGCAUUGACAUCUCACUUACGUAACAAAGUGAUGAAAGAUCUUAUGGAAGGUCUGAAGGCUCAUAGCUGGUUUAAAGGGUUUGAUAUUAGUGAUGAACUUCCAAUGACAUUUUCUUUGGAGCAAUGGAUCAAACAUGCCAAGCAAAUUCAGGCUACAGUGUUUAUUGCAGUGCAUGGAGGCAUUGGUGAAGAUGGUAGGCUUCAAUCAUUGCUGGAGGAUGAGGGGGUUCCUUAUACAGGUCCAGGAGUGAUGGCUUCAAAGACUUGUAUGGACAAAGUUGCAACAUCUCUUGCUCUUAGCCAUCUUGCAAAGUCUGGAGUUCUUACCAUAAAUAAAGAAGUGAGAAAAAAGGAGGAUCUCCUGAGAACCCGUACGCUCGAAAUGUGGCAUGAUUUGACCGCAAAGCUUCAGUGCAAAACACUGUGUGUUAAACCAGCAAGAGAUGGAUGUUCAACAGGGGUUGCAAGGUUAUGCUGUGCAGAAGACCUGUCAGUGUAUGUUGAUGUAUUGAGGGACAGUCUUCUAAGGAUUCCUCCAAAUAGUUUGUCAAAGGCUCAUGGGAUGAUUGAGAUGCCAAAUCCUACUCCGGAACUCUUGAUCUUUGAACCUUUUAUUGAGACUGAUGAGAUAAUUGUAUCAUCUAAAUCUACUGAUGAUUAUCCGCAUCGGCUCAAGUGGAAAGGACAGAGUAGAUGGGUGGAAGUAACUGUUGGUGUUAUAGGAAAUUGUGGAUCUAUGCGCUCUUUGAGUCCUAGUAUCACUGUUAAGGAAAGUGGUGAUAUUUUAUCACUUGAGGAGAAAUUUCAAGGUGGAACUGGCAUCAAUCUGACUCCACCUCCAUUAUCCAUUAUCAGCAAUGAGGCAUUAACGAGAUGUAAACAGCGUAUCGAACUAAUUGCAAGCACACUGCAACUAGAAGGAUUUUCACGAAUUGAUGCAUUUGUAAAUGCAGACAGCGGAGAGGUAUUGAUUAUAGAAGUCAAUACUGUUCCUGGGAUGACACCUUCUACUGUUCUGAUUCAUCAGGCAUUAUCGGAGGAACCCCCAAUGUAUCCUCACCAAUUCUUUCGUACACUACUUGAUCUGGGUUCAGAGAGGUCCCUGUAAACGUACCACCAUUAAUUCUUCAGGAUGUUUUUAUGAUAAGUCUAUCUUCAAAAUUUCAUCCAGCAUUGUACUUUUUAAGCAGAUAUAAUGUAUUCUUCUGAAUUCGUCAGUUACCUUUUUCUUUUUGGUUAUUCAUUCUCAAUGUUACGUAUAUAUAGUUUGGCAAAAGUUUUUUUUU
Messenger RNA from Humulus lupulus (European hop), 3301 nucleotides. RefSeq lists its product as uncharacterized. Gene Ontology annotation, cellular component: chloroplast. The coding region runs from base 241 to 3123 and encodes 960 amino acids. The record is from RefSeq and is a predicted model, not a curated record. Gene Ontology annotation, biological process: peptidoglycan biosynthetic process. NCBI's taxonomy places the organism in Eukaryota, Viridiplantae, Streptophyta, Magnoliopsida, Rosales, Cannabaceae. Gene Ontology annotation, molecular function: ATP binding; D-alanine-D-alanine ligase activity; metal ion binding. The transcript has 24 exons.